This is a messenger RNA of Zonotrichia leucophrys gambelii, 1341 nucleotides long. RefSeq lists its product as uncharacterized. The annotation marks the transcript as partial. NCBI's taxonomy places the organism in Eukaryota, Metazoa, Chordata, Aves, Passeriformes, Passerellidae. The record is from RefSeq and is a predicted model, not a curated record. The transcript is spliced from 5 exons.
AUGGCGGUGCAGUUGUACAAGCCUGGUACAACUGGUGGUGGCAGCUCAAGAUUUAUCAGCUGUCUGUGGUUGUUCGUCAAGAUGUCCAGCAGGAUUCCUCUGCUGUUUGUACUUGCAUUUUCCCCUUCCAGGGUUGAAAAUGCUCUGAAUUGUAAGAAGCGAGCUCUGAGAUGCCUGCUGGAGUGGAUGAUGAAAAACAGCAAAGAGCUCAUGAAGGCAGAUUCAGAACUGGACGUCCAAAGGCAUUUGAGAUUAACAACUCAGAGGACAGAGGAAUGGCGCCGGCAGGCAGUGUCCCCCUGGGAGGAAGGCGAGCUGGGGCUGCAGCAUGCAGCCCUUCCCGCGUUCCCAGAGCCCCUGAGCCCCUGCCCGGGGCCGGAGCCUCCUCCGGGACACCUCCGGGACAGGUCCCGGCCACCUCCGGCGCUCUUUGGCAGGGGCCGGCGGGCGGAGACACGGACAUGGUGCAGUGUAGAAUGCGCAGUGUACCCGGGGUUCAACACACACAUUCCUUUCCCUGCCUUAGCAAGCAAGGGGCACAGGUUUGCACGGGCCGCGGCCGCCUCCCUCCAGCUGAUUGCAGCGGGACUCGCUGCUGCCAGGGAAGCACCUGGAAAUGCUGAGCUGCCACAGUUGCAUUGUGCUGUUACCCGAGGAGCGGAGGCGUCGCCCAGAGUCUCACUGCUGACGCUGAGCCGUGGGGCCCCGGUGAGUGAUCCCCCAUUCCCCGGGGGGCUCUGGGCAGCCUGCGCGCUGCGGGCUCGCACCACGCUGCUCUGCAAGCACUGCUGGGUGCGGGCACUGCUGCGGGCAGCCAGCACACAGACCCUCGGCUUUAUUUCGUGGAGAACCCACACUGCCCUUGAAAACUGCAGGUUUAGGGAGUUUAUUUCCGUUUAUUUUAUUUGGCAUAUAAAAGUAUUUAAAACAAAAAAAGGAGAGCUAGAAACCACGGAGGCUUCCCAACUGGCCCUGGCUAGGCACGAGCGGCCCCCGCUCCCCGCCCCCCUUCUGCAGCCGAAUCCCGCCACGUUCCGCCCGGGAGCUUUUCGCGCCACAGGGCCAGGCCCUUGCAGCUCCACAAAGCCUACACCGCGAACAGAAAAAGAAAAAGGGGACCUCCGCAGUGGCCCCUUCGGGGACAUCGCGGGAGAGCUGACGAGCUCCUUAGCAGAGGCGGCCGGGCGGGCGCAGGGGAGCCCACCGGGUGCCGGACCCCGCGGGGUGUGCGCUGCAUCUGCCAGGACGCGGGCGGCAACGCGGGAAAGGCGCCGCCGGCCCCGCCCCCCGCGGUCCCUCCGCUUUGGCGCGAACCUUCAGUUCCAGCGCUCGCCGCCGCCG